AUGUAAGAAUUGGAAGAGUUCUUAGAAAAAUAAAAAGACUUAAAUCUUAAAAUGCUAAGAGAUAUGUUGUAAACAUAAAGUCUAAUCUAACAUAAUUUAUCGAUUGGAUUAGACUCUUUGAAAAAGUGCAUCGAAAAUAUACCUAAUAAAAUUAUCCCUAAAUAAGGAUUAUAAUCUAGAAUUACUAUGCAUAGAUAGAAGUAUCAUAUUUAUUUAAAUUAGCUAACAUCAUUUUAUUUUUAACCAACUGGGUCAUAAGAAUUUCUAAUCUUACUUGAAUUUAGAAGAAGAAAUCAAAGAAAUAUAUAGAGAGAGGAUGUUCAAUUUUUCUGUUACAUUGAGAGAUAUGAAUGGAGAUCUUGUAGACGAUGAAGACUAUCCUAUUUUCUUAAAAAUGUAAAAUUCCACUUUUAACUUAGAUACACAUCUGAGAAAUUUCCAAAAGAAGUUUUUGCUAAUAUAAAAGGAAAACCAAUAUUAAAAGGGUAGACACAAAUACUUCUAAGAGGAAAAGGUGAAUUUUAAAAAAUAUCAAUCACUGAAGUUUUAUCAUUUUAUAAAUAUAAUCAUAGGUGUCCUCUCAUUUUCCCUCAGGAAAAUUUAUUCUAGUGAUAUUUUCUGAGAAAUCUUACGUCAAACCCUACAUAAUUGAUAAUUUAAUUGUUAAAGCUAAAAAAUUGCUUAAAUGA
Paramecium sonneborni is the source of this 689-nucleotide messenger RNA. NCBI's taxonomy places the organism in Eukaryota, Ciliophora, Oligohymenophorea, Peniculida, Parameciidae. The record is from the annotation of a GenBank genome assembly.